Messenger RNA from Camellia sinensis, 1262 nucleotides. Its product is annotated as RNA-binding protein 2. The record is from RefSeq and is a predicted model, not a curated record. Lineage: Eukaryota; Viridiplantae; Streptophyta; Magnoliopsida; Ericales; Theaceae. Gene Ontology annotation, molecular function: RNA binding.
AAUAUAAGUAAGAGGAACAUACCUCGACCCGGUACGACGCAAGGCUGAGCCGAGAGCUAGGGUUUUACAGAGAAAUGGGGGAUAGCUACUGGAAUCGACAACAACCUGUGAAUCCUUCGGUUGCUGGCAUGCUUAAGCGGCCUCGCUCUGACUAUGGUCUUCCACCAUCUGGGGUGCCCUCAGCUCAUGAGAUGCAUUAUUCUUUAGCACGAGAUGAUGAUCGUGGUGCACCUUGGGCUGCAAAGGACACAAAAGCAAUUGGAUCAGCAUAUGACCAUUACCUCCAAAAUGCGCAACCGACUUCUUUUUCUUCCGGGGAAGCUAGUAAUCUUAGUGGAAUUGGGUUAGGAAGGAGUGCUGUUGCUGGAAUGCAUGGUCGUUCAUUAACAGAUCCUGCUGCAAUGGGUCAUUCCGGGACUGUUGGGCGAGAUCUAGCACCAAAUGGUCGAGGCAUGGGUUUUGAUGAUCGGUUUACAGUGGAUGCACGGGCACCAAAUGGCCGAGACUUGGGUUUUGAUGGUCGGCUGCCAGUGGAUGCAAUGCCCAGGCCAGGCCGUGACACAUUGCCUCUCCCUCCAGAUGCUUCAAAUACUCUGUAUGUGGAAGGGCUUCCUUCUGACUGCAGGAAGAGAGAAGUGGCUCAUAUUUUCCGUCCUUUUGUGGGUUAUAAGGAAGUGAGACUUGUGAGCAAGGAGUCCAGACAUCGUGGUGGUGAUCCCCUUGUCCUUUGUUUUGUGGAUUUUGUCAGUCCAGCUUGUGCAGCAACUGCUUUGAGUGCCUUGCAAGGCUAUAACAUGGAUGAGCAUGAUCCAAAAUCUUCAUGCUUGCGACUACAGUUUUCAAAGUACCCAGGGCCAAGGUCUGGCGAAAGAUCUCGUGGGAAGAGGUAAACAGGUUGUGGAUGAGGAUGUCCUGGUUGAGUUGAAUCUUGUAUUUGCUCAUACAUACAUUCGUAUAUUUCCCUCCUCACUGCUUGAGCAUUGCUUAGAUGUAUUGUACCUAGAGUAUGCUAUUUUGAUUGCUCAGCCAUGGCCAUAUGCUAACUACGAAAAGUUUGGGAAUGCACAAACGAAGCCGUGGAGGUAGGGUGAUGGAAGUAGAUUUCAUAAUUUCACUUAUGCAUUCGGAAGGAUAGGUUUUUCUUAGUACUCUAUAUUUGCUUAUUAUUGCAGGAAAUAGAAGUUGUUUGUGGUAUGAUUAUUGCUAAAUUAAGAACCCUUUUUUUAUAUUUAUUAUUAUAUGGUUGUGUUUUACCUUCAAAA